This is a messenger RNA of Diatraea saccharalis (sugarcane borer), 5046 nucleotides long. Lineage: Eukaryota; Metazoa; Arthropoda; Insecta; Lepidoptera; Crambidae. The record is from the annotation of a GenBank genome assembly.
CCUUCGUCAAGUGUGGUUGUGUCGCCAGUCGCAAUGUAAACCAUUCGCGCGUUCGAACAUUCAAUACGACUGUUGACAUAAAAUGAAUUUGUAUUUUGUGGAAAUGUGUCCGUUUUCUAUAACGAUUGUCGAGUGCUCAAUGGAUUUGUUUUGAUAAAUCGUAAAGUUGCAACGAUAAAUCAUAGCUGGAUGUUUAACAUGGUGAUUGUCAGCGUUUUUAAUAGACGGCAGCACGUAGCGGCGCCAUGGAGUUCCACUACGACAGGGGGCGCUCGUGCACAACAUGAACUUUUCGAAUUACUGGAGCGAGUGCAAUGUUCUCGGCUUGAUGACCAGAGGGCAGUGCUGCCGCCUUAUUUUUCACAGGUGCCUCGGACUGAUAACCGUCGGACGGUAUCGGUUGGAGCGACAGGGGGCGUGGGAGAGCGGCAUUCGUAUGCUGAAGGCCGAGUCCCUGCGCCCCACGGGCCACCGCCAUCACCGGGAGCAGUAGCAGCGCAAAGACGGGUAGCGGCGGCUUGUCAGGCUAGUCGCAAGCUUCUGGAAGAGACGCUCGCUAAAUCUGGAACACCACCGACAAUAGUCCAACCUCCCAGUGGUGGAUAUUGGGUAGACGGGGUGGAUGACGCGCAGGAUGGCGAAGAAUCUGAUCCCAGAGCCCAACCUGGCACCCCCAAGCAAUCGUCACGGCGGCACAACAUCGACACAGACGACACCGCUAAAUAUUAUAGGCGGUUCUUCCUUGGAAAGGAGCACAUCAACUUGGUUGGGUUUGACGAAAAUCUGGGCCCAGUGGUGAUGUCAUUAAAGAACGAGCAUGUGGCCGGCCAAGAUCAUACGAGGAUACUCCUGAGGCUACGUACGGAGACUAUGCAUGGGCUAAUACCAACAGCAAGAUCAAGCAUAAUGCCGUCGCCUCUGAAAAUGGCCAAGAUGCUCAACGAACAAGUGAAUGUCGAUAACUUUAUGGCAGUGAUGUGUUUAAAUGCAUCACAAUUGAUUGCUACGUACGAUGAGCAUGUACUCGUAAACAGCUUCAAGUUCGGCGUUCUUUACCAGAAGUAUGGUCAGACAACAGAAGAGGAACUAUUCGGGAACAAUGAGACAUCGCCUGCUUUCGAUGAGUUUUUAGAAAUGCUUGGACAAAGGAUUAAGCUUAAAGAUCAUAAAGGCUACAGAGGAGGACUAGACAUAAUGAACGGUCACACCGGUACAGAGGCGGUAUACGAGCAGUAUUACAAUAGAGAGAUCAUGUUCCACGUGGCUCCACUGUUACCUCACACGGCUGGCGACGCACAACAACUGCAGAGGAAACGGCAUGUUGGCAACGACAUCGUGGCAAUUGUUUUUCAGGAGAAAGCAACCCCCUUUACGCCAGACAUGAUCGCUUCGCAUUUCCUCCACGCCUUCAUCGUCGUAACGCCCGUAGACGCUGCUGGUGGGGAGACCAGGUACAAAGUGGCCGUCACCGCUAGAGUGGACGUACCAUUUUUCGGGCCGACUCUCCCUCAACCGCCGAUAUUCCGUAAAGGGCGCGAACUGAAGGAGUUCCUUCUGACGAAACUGAUCAAUGCCGAGAACGCAUGUUACAAAGCUGAAAAAUUUGCGCAGCUCGAGUUACGAACACGUUCCUCUUUGCUCAUGAAUUUAGCUGAGGAGUUGAAAAAUAAAACUGUCGAGUUUCUCGGUACCGGUACAAGAGUGGAACCGGGCGCUGUGUCACCGCAGCCGGAGGGUACACCGAAACAAGACGGGCCGGGAGCACGAUUCAUUGAUACCGUUAAGAAGGCACUUAUUUCUAAAGUGAGGUCACCGAGCGUAGACACCAACCUCUCUAGUGACAGCAAUAAGAAUGUUCUCAACAAAAAUAAAGUUUCAGCUUAUGAAAGCCACACUCCAAAUAGCGGACGGUCCAAGUCGUCAAUACCGUCUUCGUCAGCGAGUGCGGUGUCUGUGCGAUCAGCGGGCGGCUCUGGGGAGUCGAGCCCCGACGUAACGUCACGGGUUGCUCAACCGCGGCCCCCGCUACACGACCACAGCGAUGACUCCAGUCUCAACUCCGUCGACUUGGACCCACUCGGUGCAGUGUACGUGGACAGUGAUACAGGGUUAGAGUCGAUGUCGUCAGCGGAAGCCGGCGCGAACACACGAGGGGAGCCGCUCGCAAUUCCGAGAGCGGAUGCGGACCAACUAAGGCAAGAAGUAUGCCGUUUGAAGAAUGAUAAAUUGGACUUAUUGAAACAAAAUAUUACGUGGCAGAACGAAAUAAAAUGUUUGCGUGAAAGAGAGAUGGCCUUACAAGCGGAGUUGGCAGUCGCGGCUAGAGAAGUUAGGCGUCUCCGUGAACAACAGGCGGCCGGCACCACCAUACCGCCACCGUCGUCACAUGACUCAUCAGCUUAAACAUACACCAUACUGCAUUGUAAUAGAGUCGCUCCUUGUCUGAACUUAAAGUAAUUGAUGUUCUAUAAAUGUCGAAAUCGUUAAGAGCUAUUUUCUAUGCACUUUUUCAAUCAAACGGUCUUCAAACUGGUCUGUAUCAAAUUUGUCUGCUACAUAAUGCUAGAGUAGAUCUGAAGAGCGUAAAUAAGAAAGGCUGAUUUUCUAUCGGAGACGCGAAAGGGAAUUUUGUUAGAGGAAUAAUUAUAUUAAAAGAUUUCGGAAACAAAAUGUUGUAUAAUUAUGUAGAGAAUCUUUAUAAUAAUAUUGCAGUGUAGCUCUCUAAGUGUGAAUUUUCUUACUACAAUAGUAGAAUAUUUUUCUACGUUCUUAAUUUGAAACUUCUGCUCAGAUUAACUUUAGUCAAUAAUAGGUACUCUAUCUUUUAAGAAACAGGGAGAAAAGAACGUAAUAUUUUAUUUGUGCAAUACCUUUGUUUUCGAAACGUUAAUAUUGUCCGGUCACAUGCUUUAUAAAAAAUAGCAAAGGAAAGUCUUUGCAUGCAUUGUCUAUUUGAUUAAUAUGACGUAUUAUAAUUAUUUUUAAUAAGUGACCAUUCCUAUUUCUAUUGAAAUAUUUUUUUAUAUAUAUUAUCCCAGUUGCACGCUUUCGUCGCGCCUCGACUGACUUACGAUACGAUAAAAAUAAUUUAAUAAGAAUUUCACUAGCUUAAAUUAAAAGAGGUAACUACGUAAUGUUUUUGACCUUUUAUAAUGUCACUUUACCAAAACUAAUAUUUAUAAUAAUCGAGUAAAAACUUCUCGAGACGUACUGUAUCUCUUUUCAAGAAUACAAAAGUCUACUAUGAGCUAAUCGCUUUGUAAAUGUUGUGAUAAUGUAGACUUAUAAAUCAAUAUAUUUAUAGUGAAAGAUAAUGGUUAUUUAUAUGUGUAUUGAUAUAUAAUUAUUAUACGGAAUCUAAACAGUCUUAGGUGGUAAACUUGUGGUGACGGAAGUCGAAGCGUCAUUAAGCGUUAUACGAUAAAGUUUUGAUACAUUUCAUCGGAGCGUAGCGUUGUCCUUUUGUUUAUGAAUAAACAUAGAUAUUUCAGUUAAGUAAGAUACAAAUUGGAAAUAUCAUUUAUUGUUUUAAAACUUAUAUUAAAAUUUUUAGACAAAAUAUUGUCGAUGUUAGCUUUCUAGCCCUGAGAAGUUGCUGAUUACACGGACCCUGUAUAUUACGCAAGAUUUCUCGCAAUUUGAAACACAUCAUCUUGCUAUGAAUUAAUUCGCGUGUACUUAUCAUACUUAGUUGAAAUUGUAACGCAUGACGCAUCGACUCAUGUCAUCGCAAAGCUUAAAACAUGACUCCAACUUCUAUGCGCAAAAUUUUAGAGACUUUAUUUAAGUUUUAUAGUAAAUUUUUAGUCAUCCCACUUUUUUCAAAUUUUGUAUUCACUAGAUGUGUCACAAAUUAUCCACCUUUAUCUAAAAUUGUUGAUACACCAUAUAGUGAACCAAACAGCCUUGAACUGGCGUCAUGUCGAGCUCUGAGGUGUAUGUUGUUUUAUCGUUUACCACGAUCGCUUUCAUUUAAUAAUUCAACCUUAACAAUAUUGUUUAUAUUGUCAGCAAUAUAUUUACUAUACUAUGUACGUCGAAUGUUAUUACGAUCGUUGUUUAGAUGGGCUAUUGUGCUUCAAAAUCUUUAAGUGAAAUACUGAUAUCGCAAUGUUUUCUAUUUUAGAUUAUAGAAUUGUAAAACGGUACCUACCAAUUAGGCCUUGAGUGUACUUUAGGAAACUUAACACUGUGGUGCAUUAGAGUAUAUUGUAUUUAUCUCAAUAUGAAAAUGAUCUUUAUCUAUGUUAUAUAAAUUCAUUAAAUAGGUAAAUAUUCGUUUAUAAUAUAUAGACAAUUUCCCAGUAUAUUUAAUUUAAUUGUGUGUCUUCAACCGUUUCCAUUUCACCGCACAGUGCAAUUUCAUUCGCAGUCAUUUACUAAAAGAAACUAUUUUAGUUUAUCUUAGAAAUAUACAAAUUUAAGUUUACCAGUUUUUGUAAAUAUAUUAGAACUGGAUCUAGGCUAUUGAUUAAAAACAGUAUUUUUUUUCUAAUUUAUACUUGAUUUAAGUCUCGUUCGUCGAGUUUCUUUGAGUUUGAAAUAUGUUAUGUUGUUUAUAAUUAAUAUUUUAUACCAAAGUUAACAUUCCCCACUAAAUAGUAUAGUUUUUUUUUUAUAUUUACCGUAAAAUUUGGAACAGUAUUUGAUAUGUAAGGUGUUAUUCGCAGUAGAUUUAAUCUAUGGUUUUGUUAAAAAUAUAGUGUUAUUUUCUGGUUGAAGGCUAAAAAGCCAGAGCCAAGGAAUUUUUGAAAAAGGUAUUUCAAUAUUAUAUACUAUGUUUGACUAACCAUAAGGUUGAUUUUCAUCUGUAAAACAUCUUCGUAGUGAAUGAAUGGGAUCUAAGUUUACAUUUAGUUUCUUUAUAUUAAAUGUAAUCCGUUGGAUUUUGUUCGAUUGUUGAUUAUGAGCAUGUUGAUUGCAAUUAACACUAACUAUUGAUUCGUCUUCAUGUAGACUUAAACCAAAUAUUGCGAGCGCGGAGCGUUAGAGGAAAUAGUUUAUAAUUUAAGAGAUACUAUUGAAAUAUAUAAAUAGUUAAUAAUA